UGACACACUGCGUAAACGCGCUGCUUAACUGGUCUCGUGAGUUUAGUAAUUCCGUGGCCAUUGUCUCGCCAAGUGUGCAGUGUCCCGUGAUUACCUCUUAACGAACGAAGCUAGAGAUUAUUUUGCGGCAACAUGGAAAUAUUAUAGCGUUAGUGGCCAAUUUUCACCUCGAAAUUGGGAGUAACAGUGUUCCUGCAUCGUGCGAGGUUGUAAAAUAAGUGCCAUCGUUUUUCUACGUCAACGAGAACAAUGAAAAACAUGGCUUCCUGGCUAUCAAUAUUGUUAGCUAUAUCACUAUCAAGAGCAGUAUCCUCAAAUUUUAUUGGCUGCGAUUUGCCAACAAAUUUUGUCAUCGACAUAUCGGAGGACGUAAAAGUCAACAUUUAUGGAGCUGAACUAUGGGUCGGAAUUAAACCGGAAGACGUAGGCAUUGUCAGAUAUCCGUAUAUUAAUGCUGUUAAUCUUGUGGCAAACAAUAGCAUCAUAGCUUUCAGAGGAUAUUUGAUCAAGAACAAUUUAAAGGAUCGUUUGAUUUCGGGACCAGAAAAUAUCUCGAGACACCUCAACAUUGACCGUACCGUAGGACUCGCACAAGUCAUUAGAAAUGCUUGUGUACCUGAUGAAGCUUACCGACUCCGUGACUGUGUUAUGUUCCUUUCGCCGGCCAGAGAAACUAAGGACGACGUUCUGAAGAAGGUGGACCGAGAAAUUCUUAAAUUGGCCGAAUCGUGUUUGAGCACUGAAAUUUGCGAAAAAUUUGAUCACCAGAAAUUCGUGGAAAUUCCCCUGGAUGAUCCUGAUCAAUUUGGCCCACUAUCACCAUAUUCUCGGUCACUAUAUGCUGCAUUACCCCCAAAUAAACAAUUUAGUCCUUCCGCAGUUGGCAGGGAGAAUUGUGAAUCGGUACAGUCGGCAAUCAACAUCUUGGUGGACGUAGCUUUGGCCGAAUUAAUUGAAAGGCUCAGGAAGAAAAACGAGGGAAUUAUUAAGAUUCCGGACAUUUACCAGGAGUUUUCAACGGGUUCGGGAAUAUUCGAGACAACCGGUCGUUUUGAGGCCAUAAAUGGAACAUUUAAAGAUCUGACGACACUGAAGAGAACCGAGGAUGCUAUCCUAUCUAAUGCAGGACUAAAAUUCAAAGCUUCAUGCGGUUUUGGACUCUCAACUGCGCAGCUGCAAUAUCCUUACUAUAAGGCGAAAUUUGGUAUCUUGAAAGUUAAUGGCCAAAUAUCUGGCACUGUGGCAGGGACGGCAAUUCAUGUUACAGUUAUUGUUGACUACAAUCAAAAUCCUUGUGUAACGACUUUGGAUACUCUGAAAGUGACGGAAUUUGGCAAAGCCAAAAUCAAUAUUACUGGUCUAGGGCCGUUAAAUUGGUUAACGUCCAAAUUGUUGAAUUAUGUUGCCAAAACAUGGCGCGAGGACGUCAUCAAAUCUAUCGAAUCCAAGCUUAGAAAUACAGUUACUAAGCAAUUGAAUAAAUUCAAUUGCGAAAAAUAUAGGCCAUAAAGAAAUGACGAUGGAUAACAAAACUGAUCGAUUUAAAAAUGAGAACUAUAUUAUCGUUAAGCAUCGAUUUCAUUUCACACAUUCUUUAAAAUGCAUUUCAUUCACUUGUGUUUGAUCUACAAAGAUUCGAUUGAAUAAUACAAACCGCAACAGAAAUAAAUAACGCAAAUAGUAGAAAAGGUUCCCGCUUGUACAAAACGGCUAGGGUUUUCCUAUAUAAUAAAGUAUAUAGUACAUAUUAGCACACACAUAUUUAACUUCUUUUUCCAGUCCUUUGGUCAUACGAUUUGUACAUAUUUAUGUACAUUGAUUGUUUAUUAUACAUUAAUUGACCUAAUAAGCAAUAAAGCUGAACGAUUGCAGAUAAAAAGAAAUUACUCUUAAAUAUGAAUCUUUUAAAUGAAAGAAAUCAAUUUUUACAAGUAUUGAAUACUCUUCAACUGUUAUUUGACGCAUGCUUAGUGAAAAGAGCAAUCAUAAAUGGAAUUGUAAUGCAUUUUUUAUUGUAAAUUUAUAAUAGUGGCCGAAUGACCACGAGGUCACAUAAAACUAUUGUAAUAUUUUAUGUACAGAAAUUAUGCUAGAAAACACUGUGUAAACUGUAUAAUUCUUGCGCCGUUAUAAAUCAUCUUUAGUUUGUUUAAUUUUAUGUUCCUAUUUUCUAUAUUAAAGAACAUGGAAGAAUAAUAAAUGUGAGCAGAUAUAAAACAAACGCUCUACACCUAUAUAUAGUUUUUGUUAAGAUUCUUGUAUAAACUAACUUAAUGUUUCAGUAUGACAAAGUGAAUAAUUUAUACGCAA
This is a messenger RNA of Orussus abietinus, 2310 nucleotides long. RefSeq lists its product as uncharacterized. The record is from RefSeq and is a predicted model, not a curated record. The coding region runs from base 250 to 1509 and encodes 419 amino acids. The transcript has 9 exons. NCBI's taxonomy places the organism in Eukaryota, Metazoa, Arthropoda, Insecta, Hymenoptera, Orussidae.